GGCUAGGGUCUCCUGGCAUUACUUCAGUCGAGGUGCCGGUGUGCAGUCAAGUUUUCCGUAGAAGUCAGCCUUUGACCAACAUCCACCAUGUGUGACGAAGAAGAUAUGUGCGCGCUGGUCGUGGACAACGGCUCCGGCCUGGUCAAGGCUGGCUUCGCCGGUGACGACGCUCCCCGAUCCGUGUUCCCCUCCAUCGUCGGCCGUGCCCGUCACCAGGCCGUCAUGGUCGGUAUGGGUCAGAAGGACGCCUACGUCGGCGAUGAGGCCCAGAGCAAGCGAGGUGUCUUGACUCUCAAGUACCCCAUCGAACACGGUAUCGUGACCAACUGGGAUGACAUGGAGAAGAUCUGGCAUCACACCUUCUACAAUGAACUCCGUAUUGCCCCUGAAGAAUCCCCAGUACUUCUCACUGAAGCUCCCCUCAACCCCAAGGCCAACCGUGAGAAGAUGACUCAGAUUAUGUUCGAGACUUUCACCACACCCGCCAUGUAUGUGUGUAUCCAGGCUGUCCUGUCCCUGUACGCUUCUGGUCGUACUACAGGUCUUGUCUGUGACUCUGGUGAUGGUGUGUCUCACAUGGUCCCUGUAUACGAAGGCUAUUGCCUUCCUCACGCCAUCCUUCGUCUCGACUUGGCCGGUCGUGACUUGACUGCAUACCUGAUGAAGAUCAUGACUGAGCGCGGUUAUUCCUUCACCACUACCGCUGAACGUGAAAUCGUUCGUGACAUCAAGGAGAAGCUUUGCUACAUCGCCCUUGACUUCGAGAGUGAGAUGAAUGUUGCUGCUGCUUCGUCCUCUCUUGAGAAGUCUUAUGAACUCCCUGACGGUCAGGUCAUUACUAUCGGCAACGAACGUUUCCGCUGUCCUGAGUCAAUGUUCCAACCUUCCUUCCUGGGUAUGGAAUCUGCUGGUGUUCAUGAAACCGUCCACAGCUCCAUCAUGAGGUGCGAUAUUGAUCUGAGGAAGGAUCUGUUCGCUAACAUCGUGAUGUCUGGUGGUACCACCAUGUACCCUGGUAUUGCUGAUCGCAUGCAGAAGGAAAUCACGAACUUGGCUCCUUCCACCAUCAAGAUCAAGAUCAUUGCUCCUCCUGAGCGUAAAUACUCCGUGUGGAUCGGCGGUUCCAUCCUGGCCUCCCUGUCCACCUUCCAGCAGAUGUGGAUCACCAAAGACGAGUACGAAGAAUCCGGCCCUGGCAUCGUCCACCGUAAAUGCUUCUAAAUAAUUAUAUUUUCUGAUAAACUUAACCACCAAAAUAAAUGAUAAACUUUUCGAAAUAAAAUAUCUAGAUAAAAAUAUACCGAUUUAAAUUCCCGAAAUGUCCAUGGAUAAAUAACGGUUGAACUAAUAGUAAAACAAACACAUGAAUCGGAGAAAACAAGAUAAGGAAGAAAGGAACAAGAAUGAUACAACAUCUCAUGCACAUCCUACAUCGCACCUACAAAAGAAUUGAAACAUUUACACAUACAUUCACAUUUACUUCUCCAAUAAGCAAUUUACUAAUUAGAUUUACAGUAAAUCAUGAACACAC
This is a messenger RNA of Penaeus monodon (black tiger shrimp), 1531 nucleotides long. Its product is annotated as actin-like. NCBI's taxonomy places the organism in Eukaryota, Metazoa, Arthropoda, Malacostraca, Decapoda, Penaeidae. The record is from RefSeq and is a predicted model, not a curated record. Bases 88 to 1221 code for a protein of 377 amino acids. The transcript is spliced from 2 exons.